Anthonomus grandis grandis is the source of this 2513-nucleotide messenger RNA. Its product is annotated as venom dipeptidyl peptidase 4. Gene Ontology annotation, molecular function: serine-type peptidase activity; dipeptidyl-peptidase activity. Gene Ontology annotation, biological process: proteolysis. The record is from RefSeq and is a predicted model, not a curated record. The transcript has 15 exons. The coding region runs from base 140 to 2413 and encodes 757 amino acids. Lineage: Eukaryota; Metazoa; Arthropoda; Insecta; Coleoptera; Curculionidae.
UGUUUUCAUUUAGUUUUGAAUUAUUAUCGCUAUCGUACGUAUGUAUUUACAUACGUAUAAGUACGGUACGAUACGGUGGUAGUGAAUUGGUUAUUUAUUAAUUUUUUUGUUUGUGCCUAGGCCAGUUUUUAGUCGAAUUAUGAUGCUCAAAUUGAUGCUUUGGCUAGCUGGUCUUUUAGGCAUAACCAAUGCCAGGUCCGUGCUUAAAGAAACGGAAGAAAAGACUCCCUUUACUCUCGACGAGUUUUUUUAUGGAGAUUUUGUGGCCUCAUCAUGGAAUGGAACUUGGAUUACAGAAAACACCUUUAUCUACAAACACCACGGUGACUUCUACCAAUUUAGCGUAACCACCAAGGAGUCCACACCCUUCCUUAAUGGAUCGAUUUUGGAUCCGUAUCCUUCUGCGGCAAUGUCCGUCUCCCCCGACCAAAGUUAUCUUGCGCUGAGAUACCAAGUUUCUUCGGUAUUUAGGCACUCACAGACAGCUGUAUAUGCCAUCUACGAUAUUACUAAAGAGGAGUACUAUGACAUAAACGACAAAAAGCCCGUGCAACUAGCAAAAUUUGACCCAAUAGGACACAGUUUCGUUUACGUAUACAACAACAACAUAUACUACUUAUCAAGUUUUUCAAAUACCUCGGACGUUAUCCAGAUUACUUCUGAUGGAGUAGAAGGGGUGAUUUACAAUGGUGUUCCCGAUUGGGUAUACGAAGAGGAAGUGAUGGGCAGUGGGUCAGCCAUAUGGUUUUCACCUGACGGUAAAAAACUCGUUUAUGCCAAAUUUAAUGACACAAAAGUGGAGGAAUUUAACUAUUUUUUAUAUGGUACCCCUGGCAGUUUGGACGAUCAGUAUCCCACGACAGCAUCUAUAAAAUACCCUAAGGUGGGCACAAACAAUACUGUUGUGGAAACUUUCGUGUACGAUAUAGAGACUAAUAGAACCACCAAGUUUAAUCUUAUUGAUAAAAUCAAAUGGACUGAGGAAAAUAACGAUUAUAUUUUAUAUGAUGUAACAUGGAUUUCCGAUUCUGACAUUGUCAUGAUUUCUACUAACAGGGUGCAAAACGAAUCUGUGAUAAUCAAGUGUAAUUUAGAUGGAAAUUGUGUUGAGGAAGUAUCCUACUCACAACCGGGAGGUUGGCUUACACCGCACAUCCCGAAAUACAACGAAGAUGCCACCAAAAGACUGGAAAUUCUACCGCAAUCUUAUGAAACCGAUCAAUUUAACCAUCUGGUCUUGACGGAUGUUUUCGGACAUAAUCAGAAGAGACUGACGUAUGGUAAUAGAGAGGUUACGACUAUUUAUGGAUGGGAUAAAAUCAAUAAUUUAGUUUACUAUGCAUCGACGCUAAACGACACCCCCUCGCAACUCCACAUCUCCGUGGUGAACACAGAAACGACCGAAGACAGAUGCCUCACGUGCAAUUGGAAGGUGGAUAAUGAAACUUGCAAACGCACCUCGGCAUCUUUCAAUAAAAACUUUUCGCAUUUUAUUAAAACCUGCACCGGACCGAAUCCGUAUUACGUGGUGGUGCAGAGCUUGACUGACGAAACAGACUUUUAUUUAUGGACUAAUAACGCUUGGCUCAGAGAAGACCUUGGCAAAAAACUCCGGCCGACGAUCAAAGACCUUAAGGUUAAACUGGAGAGCAACUUUGAGGCGAGAGUGCGCAUGCUUUUACCGCCAAAUUUGAAUGAGAGUAACGUGUAUCCUGCCAUUGUACAUGUUUAUGCUGGUCCUGGCACCAAUCAAAUUUCUGAUGCUUAUUCUUCGGGGGUGAGCAACUAUUUCGUAACCAACCGUAAUUACAUUUACAUUUACAUUGAUGGUAGGGGCAGCGGUAAAGAUGGAUUUAAUAAAAUGUUCCAAAUCUAUAGGAAAAUGGGUACUGUGGAGAUUGAGGAUCAGAUCGCGGUCACUAAAUACCUUCAAGAAACUUACACGUACAUCGACAAAAAUAAAACCGGAAUCUGGGGUUGGAGUUACGGAGGGUUCGCCUCCACUUGGGCCUUAGUCAAAGACACUGAAAACGUCUUUAAAUUCGCUUUGGCUGUCGCUCCAGUAACUAGCUUCAUUUAUUAUGAUACAAUUUACUCCGAGAGAUUCAUGGGUCUGCCGACCGAAGAGGACAAUCUGGGGGGUUAUAACAAUACAGAUAUAACCAGACAUGUGAGAAGUUUAAGAGGAAAACUUUACUACAUCAUUCAUGGUAAUGCUGACGAUAACGUGCAUUAUCAACAGGCUUUGGUGUUGCUGAAAGCGUUGGAGCAUGCCGAUAUCGCUUUUUGGCAACAGAGUUAUCCAGAUGAGAAUCAUAGCUUGAGUGGAGUUUAUCCUCAUCUGUAUCAUACCAUUGAUAGUUUCUUUGCUCGAGCCUUUGGCAAGAAACUUCCUGGGUUAGCUGUUUGGUGAAAAGCAAUGAUAUUGUUUAUUAAGUGUAUAAAUGCAUUUGUUCAGUAUUUUAUUAGGGUUUUAGCUACUAAAUAGAUUAAAGUGUUCAUUUUUCUUUUGA